AUGGAUGGGGCUCAGUUUGCUAGGCAAAUAGCUGAGGCCAUACAACAGUUGAUGAUGACCUCACAUGGUGGGACUCAACCCCAAGCUAGUGGGUCUGGGUCUAGAGCCAUCACUGCUAUGAGGGAGUUUCGACGAAUGGAUCCACCCGAAUUUCGUGGUAAGCUCGAUCCAAUGGUGGCAGAAGAUUGGAUGGAGCAGGUCAAGAAGAUCUUAGAUACUAUCAGGGUGCAUGAGAAUGAGUUGAGGGUCUCUUUUACUUCUUUUCAAUUCACUGGUGAUAUUGCUCAGUGGUGGAAGAUAAUCAAGAGCACCCAUAAUGUUGAGGUUAUAGAGUGGGGUACCUUUACUAAGCUUUUCCUGGACAAAUAUUUUCCAGAAGUUGCGAGGGACACAAAAAGGGACGAGUUCAUGUUUCUAAUACAGAGUAGUAUGACAGUGAACCAGUAUGAGGCAAGUUUCACUAGGCUGUCACGAUUUACGCCAGAAGUGAUUGCUAUAGAAGAGUAUAAGUGCAAGCGAUUUGAAAAGGGACUCAGGCUUGGUAUUAGGGAAAGGAUUAUACCACAAGAGCUGUGUAAUUACUCAACACUAGUCCUGUUAGUUGAGGAGAGCUUGCGGGACACCAAGAGGAUUUUGGAAUCCAAAUCUCAGUCUGGGGGUUCCAACUCACAGCCUGGGGAUCGCCCUAAAAAGAGGCAAAGGGAGGAUAAUGCACAUUCUCAGGGGCAGUGCUAG
Cornus florida is the source of this 735-nucleotide messenger RNA. RefSeq lists its product as uncharacterized. The record is from RefSeq and is a predicted model, not a curated record. Bases 1 to 735 code for a protein of 244 amino acids. The transcript has a single exon. Lineage: Eukaryota; Viridiplantae; Streptophyta; Magnoliopsida; Cornales; Cornaceae.